AUGUCUUGGGAUGACGAUCUAAUCGGUGGCUCUGCUGCUCAAGGUGAAGAUGCUGUAUUGAUGGAUUCAUGGGAUGCUGAACUUACCGAUGAACCUGUAAUGGAUUCUUGGGAUGCGGAAGAGGAAGUUGAAGAUAAACCGAAGGCAAAACCAAAGGCUACUUCUAAAGCCUCAGGUAAGAAGAAGCCUAAUGGCAAGGAAGUAGUUAAUCCACUGAUGGCUAUAGAUACUUUGGAUGAAAAAACACGUAAAGAACUGAUUAAGAAGGCCGAAAUAGAAUCGGACCUAAACAAUGCGGCUGAUUUGUUUAGUGGUCUUGGUGUUGCUGAGGAACACCCAAGAGCUGCGGCUCUGAGGAGGGAGCAAGAAGCUAUGGAAAUCGCCAAGAUUUCAAGACCCGCGUUGACCAAAGAAUCUCCAAUAGAGGACCAUCCAUUGUUCAAAGACGCCGAAACCAAGGCGGAUUAUCAAGAUUUGAGGAAAUCUUUGACAACCGCCAUUGUUUCGAUGCAUGAAAAGUCGUCAUUGAACUACGCAUCCUCUUUAGCAGUUGAUUUGAUCAGAGAUAUCGCCAAGCCAAUGUCGAUAGAGAAUAUCAGACAGACUAUUGCUACCUUAAAUAUUAUGAUGAAGGACAAAGAGAGACAAGAAAGACAAGCAAGACUUGCCAAAGUCAAAGGUGGAACCGCUACAGGUGGUGCAGGUAAAAAGAAGGCAAAAGGUGGUCAACCAAACUUAGGUGGUGCAUUCAAGAAGGAUCAACAGUUCGACAUGGGUGGUGCCGAGUAUGACGAUUUCAACGAUGACGAUUUCAUGUAA
This is a messenger RNA of Zygotorulaspora mrakii, 819 nucleotides long. RefSeq names its product translation initiation factor eIF3 core subunit j (gene HCR1). The transcript has a single exon. Gene Ontology annotation, molecular function: translation initiation factor activity. The record is from RefSeq and is a predicted model, not a curated record. NCBI's taxonomy places the organism in Eukaryota, Fungi, Ascomycota, Saccharomycetes, Saccharomycetales, Saccharomycetaceae. Bases 1 to 819 code for a protein of 272 amino acids. Gene Ontology annotation, cellular component: cytoplasm; eukaryotic translation initiation factor 3 complex.